GGGAGCCAGGGAGCAGCUGGCGCUGGCUGCAGGAGCCUAGUUCCGGGCCAUGGGGAUCCUGCAUCCUGAGCAGCACUGGCCCUCUUGGCCACUGAUAUGAGCCCCUGUGGUCUUAACGUGAGCCUAGCGGACGAGGCAACAGCGUGUGCAGCACCCAGAGUCCCCAACACAUCUACGGUGCUGCCAGGCGAUUCCGGCACAUCACCGGCGCUGCCUAUCUUCUCCAUGACCCUGGGUGCAGUGUCCAACGUGCUGGCGCUGGCGCUGCUGGCACAAGCAGCAGGUCGUCUGCGGCGGCGCCGCUCAGCUGCCACUUUUCUGUUGUUCGUUGCUAGCCUGCUGGCCAUUGACCUGGCAGGCCAUGUGAUCCCGGGAGCGCUGGUGCUUCGCCUGUAUGCUGCAGGACGUUCGCCUGUUGGCGGGACCUGUCAUUUCUUGGGUGGCUGCAUGGUCUUCUUCGGCCUGUGCCCACUCUUGCUUGGCUGCGGCAUGGCCGUGGAGCGCUGCGUGGGUGUCACGCAGCCGCUGCUCCAUGCGGCGCGCAUGUCAGUGGCCCACGCACGCCUGGCACUGGCCGUGCUGGCCGCCAUGGCUUUGGCAGUGGCGCUGCUGCCGCUAGCACACGUGGGUCACUACGAGCUACAGUACCCUGGCACCUGGUGUUUCAUUGGUCUUGGACCUCGUGGAGGUUGGCGCCAGGCAUUGCUUGCUGGCCUCUUCGCCGGCCUUGGCCUGGCGGCGCUCCUUGCGGCACUUGUGUGCAAUACGCUCAGCGGCCUGGCGCUCCUGCGAGCCCGCUGGAGGCGUCGCCGCUCUCGACGUCUCCGUGACACCACAGGCUCCGAAGAUCGCCGGCGCUGGGGGUCCCGUGGACCACACUUGGCCUCCACCUCGUCUGCCUCAUCCAUCGCUUCAGCCUCCGCCACUCUCCGUAGCUCCCGGGGCGGCGGCGGCGGCUCGGUGCGCAGGGUUCGCGCGCACGACGUGGAAAUGGUGGGCCAGCUCGUGGGCAUCAUGGUGGUGUCGUGCAUCUGCUGGAGCCCCCUGCUGGUAUUGGUGAUGUUGGCCAUCGGGGGCUGGAACUCUAGCUCCCUGCAAAAGCCGCUGUUUCUGGCUGUGCGCCUCGCGUCGUGGAACCAGAUCCUGGACCCGUGGGUGUACAUUCUGCUGCGCCAGGCCGUGCUGCGUCAACUGCUUCGUCUCCUGCCCGUGAGGGCCGGUUCAAAGGAUGGCUCAACAGAGCUGGGCCUAACCAAGGGUGCCUGGGAGGCCAGUUCACUGCGUAGCUCCCGGCACAGUGACUUCAGCCAUCUCUGAGUGUGCCCAGAAGCUAAGCCAAACCACUGGGCAGGGCUCGAGGGUGUAGAGAGCCUCAAACACUAACAUGGGCGAUGUGUCCUGUGUGGUGGAACACACACUGUGACUGCUCAUUAGUGAAAGAGGCUCCACCCAGACGAGUACAAUUUUAACGUUGGCCACGCGGUGGCGCAGACAUAUUGGGAUGUUCCAAAUAUCAGAGGUGGGCUCCUCAGGUCGGCAGCUCCAAAAGCAUGCGCACUACACCGAAUCCUUAGUUCUGAGAUCAGAGAUUCCCCACAAAUGCAACGAGGUUUUGGGUCCACUUCCUGUCUCUGCCACCGCCUUGCAACCAAGCAUUCUCCUUAUUUUGAUCUCUGUCCUAACCCUGUACCCACUACAGCCUUAUAACCCCAACAUUCUCCAACACAGCCCUGAGCACCGUCCUCAUCCCCCACUAAUGCAUGUUCCCAGCUUGACCGUUCAAUUGAGCCCUAGCACAGUUCUGUCCCCCGAGUCUGCCUGCCUCCAUCACCUGCUCCAAGCAUACCCCACCCCAGAUUGCACAAAGAGGCUGAAAAUGCAUAUAUGGGGUAAACCCCAAAGGCCUUUUUAAAACCAAGAACUCUUGGGCAAGGCAGGGGCUUGGGGCUAGUAGCCUCCUGCCACAAAGUCGAAAUCCUGGAAGGCAGCCUGCUCCGCAGCAGUGAGGGGCCGCGCAUCCCGGGGUGGGCUCAGCGUGGGCGCCUCCCCAGUGAACUCCUCAUCAAAGUUGCUGACGUCUGUGCGCCCCGAAAGUGUAGGCACGAAGGGUGGGGGCAGGCGACGAGCCAGCAGGACAUCCCAGCCCAGCGUCUGUGGAGAGGAGGACAGAGAGUCAUGAUGGAGGAUGCCGGGAAAGUCUAGAGACCAGCAGGAAGUAGACAAGGUGCAGAGGGACUAGAGCUCAGAUCAAUCAAGGGAGUCUGGGGUAGCUCAGGUUAGUCCUGUAACGACAUGGGCUUGGAUUAGCAGUGGGAGUAAAGAGGGGAAUGAGGGGUGCAGACAAAAGAAGGUAACAUUUGAGAGGAAUCAUGGUGACCUUGGGGGCUGACAAUAAAACUCUUGAGAUGGAGCAACUAGAUUUGGGGUGGGAAUGAACUGGGAGAAACACCCAGGUCCUUGGGGGUGACUGACAGGGUGAGGAAGGAGUCUGCUCACCCUGAAAAAAGGCUGUUUUUUCACAUCUUCUGCGUCCCGCUCAGUGGCUCCCAACCUCCGCUCUGGGUUCCUCCGCAGCAGCUGUGAGACGAGGCACAUGUCAAUGUGUAUCUGAGUCCUGUGCCUCAGAACCCUUUUCUGCCUACCUUGCCCUUUGUGGUAGGGGGUAUGCUUACCCUUCUCAUGAUGCCAAUGGCCUCUGCUGACAGGAAGCGGGGAUAACGAACCUCAUCGUUGACAAUACUGUCAAAAACCUCCUCCUCAUCAUCCCCAGGGAACGGAGACUGGAGGGCAGAGAGAGUCAGGUUGAGUAAGACCCCACUUUUAGCCAGUCCAGCUCACCCAGUACUACCCAAGGGCCCUACCCCUACCCCUGGGGGUGCCCUAGAGCUGGCUUACAGAGGGUAAGUAUCUCGUUUUAUUUACAGAAACUGAGAUCAGAGAGGCAAAGCUAACACAUAGCAGGAGCAGAUUCCCAUCCCACGCCGGGGCACAUGCAUGUUCUCUACAGAAAAGAAGGUAGCCUAGGUCUCACCUCCCCAACCAACAUCUCAUAGAGCAGCACGCCCAGUCCCCACCAGUCCACCGCUCGCGUGUAGGAUGUGUCUGUCAGCACUUCGGGCGCCAGGAACUCUGGGGUUCCACAGAAUGUGCUUGUCCGGUCUCCAUAGCCCAUCCCUGGGUGGAGUGGAAAGCAAGGCCAUGUGAGCCACCAGUGGCUGGGGGGUGGGGUAGAGCAUGAGACUCUCCAAUUAGCCAGCCCUACCCCUAAUCAGUAUAGGGUGACCCAGGGAGGAGGGGCUAAAGCUGGCAAACUACCCUGAAGCUCUUAGGGUGAGCAUGUGCCUGCAAGCAAAGCCCAUAAAGAAGAAAAUGUCACCUGACCACCCCCUAGUCCUCUCAUCCCAGGAUUGCAGCCCCUCACCCUCCUUGCAGAGGCCAAAGUCUGCGAUCUUGACGUAGCCCUCAGUAUCCAGGAGCAAAUUGUCCAACUUCAGGUCCCUGGGGAAUGGGGGUGUCAGGGGAUGUAAAGAGGGGUGAUUGGGAGUGGGGGCUUUGUACAGAGCUUGAGCACGUCCAGUCUAUGGGCAGAAUGUGCUCUCGUGUACACACCUGUAGACAAUCUUGUGUUCAUGGAGGAACUGCAGCCCCAGCACCACACAGGCGGAAUAGAAGCUGCAGAGACGCACAAGUUCACACAAGCCUGGCUCCACCGGCGCCAGAGUCCCUAACCCCUGGGGUCCCA
This is a messenger RNA of Arvicola amphibius (Eurasian water vole), 3742 nucleotides long. RefSeq names its product prostaglandin E receptor 1 (gene Ptger1). Gene Ontology annotation, cellular component: plasma membrane. Gene Ontology annotation, biological process: adenylate cyclase-activating G protein-coupled receptor signaling pathway; inflammatory response; positive regulation of cytosolic calcium ion concentration. The record is from RefSeq and is a predicted model, not a curated record. NCBI's taxonomy places the organism in Eukaryota, Metazoa, Chordata, Mammalia, Rodentia, Cricetidae. The transcript is spliced from 3 exons. The coding region runs from base 97 to 1317 and encodes 406 amino acids. Gene Ontology annotation, molecular function: prostaglandin E receptor activity.